AUGUUAUCAUCAUUCUCUAGAAAGUUGGUGACUCCAACUUCCUCAUUAUUGAGAUUCAACAAUGGUAUUCGUAUGUCUACUUCAUUGGCAAACAUUGGAACUAGAUCAUAUCAUACAGAUAAAUUGAUGCAUAUUAUCGAUGGAUCAGUCGAUAAGAACUCAGUAGAGUUCAAAGAAAACAUGACUAGAAUGAAUGAGAGCAUCGAACAACUCAAUAAGAACAUCGAUAAAAUCAAGUUGGGUGGUGGUCCAAAACUGAAUGAACGUCAUGUCUCAAGAGGAAAGAUGUUGGCUCGUCAACGUAUCGAUUCACUCAUUGAUCCAGGUUCACCAUUUUUGGAAUUUUCACAAUUAGCAGGAUUCAAUAUGUAUGGAGAAGAUGUACCAGCCGGUGGUAUCAUUACAGGUAUCGGUAGAGUGGAAGGACAGGAAUGUAUUAUCGUUGCGAACGACUCGACUGUCAAGGGAGGUACCUACUUCCCAAUCACUGUAAAGAAGCAUUUGCGUGCACAAGAGAUUGCCCAAGAGAACAAUUUGCCAUGCAUCUACUUGGUCGACUCUGGAGGUGCCAAUCUACCGCGUCAGGCCGACGUAUUCCCCGAUCGUGAUCACUUUGGAAGAAUCUUUUUCAAUCAGGCAAACAUGUCUGCCAAGCGUAUCCCCCAGAUCGCCGUCGUCAUGGGUUCUUGCACAGCCGGUGGUGCCUACGUGCCAGCGAUGGCCGACGAAUCCGUAAUCGUCAAAUCGACUGGAACCAUCUUUUUGGGUGGUCCACCACUGGUCAAAGCGGCCACCGGUGAAGUCGUCACCGCCGAGGAACUCGGAGGAGCCGAUCUCCACUGUCGUACCUCCGGUGUAACCGACCACUACGCGCGUAACGACCAAGAAGCGCUCGCUAUCACUCGUCGUAUCGUCUCGAAUCUCAACCGUAAGAAACAACCGUCGGUCGUCAUCAAGCCCGUCGAGGAGCCAUUGUUCCCGGCUUCCGAACUCUCGGGUAUCGUUCCAUCCGACUUGAGAAAGACAUUCGAUGUUCGUAAGGUGAUUUCGCGUAUUGUCGACGGAAGUCGUUUCGACGAAUUCAAAGAGCUCUACGGUACGACGCUGGUGACCGGUUUCGCACACAUCCACGGUAUGCCCGUUGGUAUUAUCGCGAACAACGGUAUCUUGUUCAGUGAGUCCGCAGUGAAAGGUGCACAUUUCAUCGAGUUGUGCAAUCAGCGUGGUAUCCCAUUGUUGUUCCUCCAGAACAUCACCGGUUUCAUGGUAGGAAAGUCGUAUGAGGCUCGUGGUAUCGCCAAGGACGGUGCCAAGAUGGUUAUGGCAGUGGCAACCGCACGUGUACCAAAGAUCACCGUUAUCAUCGGAGGUAGUUUCGGUGCCGGUAACUAUGGUAUGUGCGGUCGUUCGUACAGUCCACGUUUCAUGUACAUGUGGCCAAACGCCAGAAUCUCUGUGAUGGGUGGUGAGCAAGCUGCCUCUGUUUUGGCACAGAUCCAGAAGGACAACAUGGCAAAGGAAGGUAAGCAAUGGGCACCCGAGGAGGAAGCAGCCUUCAAGAAGCCAAUCUCUGACAAGUACGAAGUCGAAGGAUCGCCAUACUACUCGUCGGCACGUUGCUGGGACGACGGUGUCAUCAACCCAGUCGAUACACGUCAAGUCGUAGCACUCAGUUUGAGCGCAUGUUUGAAUCAACCAAUAAAUCCACCAUCUGAUGGUUUCGGUGUAUUCCGUAUGUAA
Messenger RNA from Heterostelium album PN500, 1740 nucleotides. RefSeq names its product methylcrotonyl-CoA carboxylase (gene mccB). Gene Ontology annotation, biological process: L-leucine catabolic process. Gene Ontology annotation, cellular component: mitochondrion; methylcrotonoyl-CoA carboxylase complex. Gene Ontology annotation, molecular function: methylcrotonoyl-CoA carboxylase activity. The transcript has 3 exons. The record is from RefSeq and is a predicted model, not a curated record. NCBI's taxonomy places the organism in Eukaryota, Evosea, Eumycetozoa, Acytosteliales, Acytosteliaceae. Bases 1 to 1740 code for a protein of 579 amino acids.